Paramacrobiotus metropolitanus is the source of this 1996-nucleotide messenger RNA. Its product is annotated as L-lactate transporter-like. Gene Ontology annotation, molecular function: transmembrane transporter activity. Lineage: Eukaryota; Metazoa; Tardigrada; Eutardigrada; Parachela; Macrobiotidae. The transcript is spliced from 10 exons. The record is from RefSeq and is a predicted model, not a curated record. The coding region runs from base 90 to 1835 and encodes 581 amino acids. Gene Ontology annotation, biological process: transmembrane transport.
GUGCUCACUUGGCGUUGGUCAGGAGUGCGAGCAGGAUCAGCAUAAGCAACAGCAGGUUGUUUACAGUGUGCGCGGAAUAAGCGUGGAAAAUGAGUGUGGUGUGGAGGAAAAUUACCAGUGCCGUACGUUAUCAUUACACCGAGACGACGUAUGCCCGCACCGAGGAACAGCUGGAACGGGAACGAUGGCUCAUUCCAAAGUUGAUCCCGUUCAGUCGCUACAUGCUGAUGCCGGCUGCUAUUCUCAGUCAGGUAUGCUGUGGUUCCUUAUACGCAUGGAGCGGUUACAAUCUGCCCAUAGAAGCCAGAAUGUACGGAUUCAACGACGCGAAGGAUCGCGCCAUUGCGGUCAACGUCUUUUACCUGGCUGUGGCGGUGUUUGCGCUGAACGCGGCAUUCCUGGGACCCUGGCUGGAACGCAACGGUCCGUUGAAGGGGGCACUCCUGGGCUCGUGCCUGUUUUAUCUGGGCAACCUGACCACCGCUCUGGCCAUCUACGUUAACCAGAUGUGGCUUAUUUAUAUCGGUUAUGGUGUGAUUGCCGCUGCGGGACUCGGCAUCAGCUACAUUUCGCCUGUGUCGCCUCUGCAAAAAUGGUUCCCCGAAAUGCGGGGCGUUGCGGCUGGUUUAGCAGUCUGCGGCUUUGGAGCUGGCAGCGUUUUUUCACCCUAUACACAGCGGGAGCUAAUCGGACCGGAAUACGCCAACACCGGGAAGGUUUUCUUGGGUUUGGAACUGACAUUCGUUAUCCUGGGUUCCUGCUACUUUGUCAUCAUGACAACCAGCGCUCUAGUUCUUCGCAUGCCACCGCCAGGGUACACUGUAAAAGGCGUGACAGUGUACACAGUUAAAGGCGCGGAAAACCUAUUCAAAACUAAGAAGGCUUUGGUGGAUGACCUACCGAAACCUGGUCAAGAAACGGAGAAGAACAAAAUGGAGCUAGCGACGAUCGAGAGGGAACUCACCGCGAAAGUACGGGCACGGUCACGCGGCAGCUCGGUCGUGGAGAUCAUCCCGGAUUACGCCAAACAUUUUUCCAUGACACUGAAGGAAGCACUAACGUCACCGCAGUAUUGGAUGAUGUAUUUCAUGUUUCUCGGAUCGGAGAUCACCGGUUUAUUGAUCAUCUCCAAAGUGCAGAGCAUUGCACAUAAUCAGCUCAGGCGAUCCAAUGCGGAAUCCGCUGAUAUCAACUCCGGACUUGGAGGGGCAAACGUGCUGGGCCGGCUAAUACUACCGCUGAUAUCCGACUUGAUCAAAAGCCGCAAAGCUCUUUUCAUUGUGUCGCUGACAUGCCAAGCCGUCUGUCUAGGAUGCCUGCCGAGCGCUCUGAAUGCCGAAAGUCUGGGUGGAGUGCUGGCUUGUACACUAAUCAUUGGGUUCUUUUACGGUGGCGGCUUCGGGAUGAUCCCGGCGUUUUUGGCUGAUCAGUUUGGAGCGAAAAAUGUCGGAGCAACGCAUGGAAUGAUCCUUACAGCAUGGGCGAUUGCUGGGGUGGGCGGUGGAUUGAUUUUUUCUGCUGUGUACAACCAACAGAGAAUAACGUAUCCUGAUGACGAUAUCAUGUGGUACGAUCUGAAUUUCCGUUGGAUACUAGGACCGGUACUGUUAGCGCUCAUCCUCGCGGUUCUCGUACCCACCGAUCUACGGGAUCGUAAACUGCCGCGUGUGGAAGGUGAACGGUUGCGCUUCCGUCUGCCCAACGGCCGAUUAGUGAGAUUCGUGCACGGACGAUUCCGGGUGGUCCGCGCGGAGCAAGAGGAGACCGAAUGGGUCGCCUAUUUGAAAUCUCUUCAUGUGGACGUUCAGAAGGAAAAGAUUGCCCAGACAGUUUGAUGUUGUAAAAUACGUAUUUUACGUAAGAAUUUUCAAGGUGAUGCGUUAAUUUGAUGUUAGGCUGAUUUUUUCUUGACUAUUUCCAUUUUUUCGAAGUAGGACUACUUGAAAUGUAAAGUCCGCGUUGAGCAAGAGGAGCAAUUAAAGUGCAUAUGCACCGA